Messenger RNA from Theileria equi strain WA, 1404 nucleotides. RefSeq lists its product as hypothetical. The record is from RefSeq and is a predicted model, not a curated record. Lineage: Eukaryota; Apicomplexa; Aconoidasida; Piroplasmida; Theileriidae. The coding region runs from base 335 to 1366 and encodes 343 amino acids. The transcript has 3 exons.
GGGAGAAUCGGUACGUCGUAAUAUGACACACAGUAAACAAUUUCGAUGUUAUACACUUGUAUAUAGUAAAAUAACUAAAUUCUAAGCUUUAUAGAUAUAGAAGUGUGUUACUUGCGGUAAAAUGUGCAAGUAAUCUGUUUGUUGUACAGAAUACUGUCGGCAAAGGUCAUACAACUUGAAAUAUUGGAGGAACUGUAUUUCUCUACAUCUAUUUUGUGUUUAAAUUAUUGAUUCCAUUGUUCUUUAAGGAAGGAAGACCUUAAUUGAUCUGUGAUCUCAGAUUUGAUUCUAAAGAGCAUAAUAAUUAUCAAAAGGUUUAAUAAUUGUUUAAAAAAUGGCAAGUGGCGGUAUGAUAUUUCCGAGACAAUGUACUCCUGCUAUAAAUUUUACACCAAAUAACAUGCGAUAUCCUAUACCAGUCCCAAAUAUCAAUCAAUAUUACGGAGAAAUAAGAAGCAAUAUGGGUGCAUAUAUUCCAACUGGCGUUCCAGCAUAUUAUCCAAACAAAUGCGGAACGACCCCAGCGAUUAAUAUCACAAGGGGAAGAAUAAAUACCGAUGCUUCUAUUCCAAAUUUUGUAAAUGGAUAUCCUCAAAAUCUCAAUUAUAAAAGGAAUUUAACAAAUCAGGUAUAUGGUUCAUAUCCCAAAAGUGCGCUAAAACGAAGUUCAACUGGUAACAUACAAUUGCAAAAACGCUUUGUCCCAAAGGUAUACACUACGGAAAUCUAUCCCCCCCAAAUGCUAGUAAGUCGGCAAAAUUCCAUCACCUAUGGUAGAAGAAUGGAUUCUUUCGGAGUGAAUAAUUUUUCACAGUCCAGAAAUAGUACAUGCCAGUUUAAUGGAUCAAGUAGACCGCAAUCCGUAAGAACUCAGGUUAAAUUUAAACCCAGAAGACCGGUAAAGACACCAAAUACUGACAGAUCAUCUCCAUUGGAUAAGGCAUUCAACAGUUUUAGGCAGAGCUCCAUAUUCCCUAGCAUAGAUACAAAAGAGGCCAUGCAUCUAGUCGAAGGAUUUGUUUCUGGCGCUGUCAACGUGUUCCAUACAAUAGUUGAUGAGCUGCGAGGGGAUAUUAUAACAGGAUUAUUUAAACCAGAUGACCCGGAAUAUGAUGCAGCCAGAGCCUACUAUUAUUCGACUGUAGAAGAACAAUCACAGAAAAACUCUGGGUUAACACAAAGAAUCGACUAUAUAGAAGCGAUCGGAACGCAUAACAAGAUUUCCGAACCUGUAUUUGAGGAACCUGAUAGAAUGUUCAUGGAACCGCAUGAACAAGAUUAUUCCAAAAUGAGUGAAAGAGAAUUUGAAGCUUUGCUUUUGAGUGAUUCCUACUUGCAUAUACCCCCUCCAUCGCUGACAAGAUGAAUAAAAUUUAUUCAUGACAAUCGCACAAGUAUUCUUUA